AUGCACGCUGUACUCGCAGCUUUCAUAUUAUGUGUAGCGUUAGCUACGCUCGGCACUUCAAGUACGAUCUCUAACCGACCAUAUGGCACCUUCGCACUGUCCGCAGCCAGAGCCCGGCCUCGAUUCCGCUACUGGUUGCCCGAUGCAGGCGUCAGCCCAGCGACUGUGAAAGCCGACAUCGAGGCUGCUGGCGUAUGGGGAGCAGGCGGUGUCGAGUUCCUCCUAUUCUACAACCAUGGAGGCGGGGCUCCAGUGGACAACUGGGUCGAGUAUGGAUUCGGGACUCCAGCCUUCAAUGUACUGUUCAAAGCUGCGCUGGAGGCGCAUCGUGAGAAUGGCUUGUUUAUGGGCUUUGCUGUAGGGCCGAAUCAAGGUCAGGGUGUGCCUGCUGAGACUGAUAAUCCGGGUUUGCAGUGGGUUUAG
This is a messenger RNA of Fulvia fulva, 423 nucleotides long. RefSeq lists its product as uncharacterized. The transcript has a single exon. Lineage: Eukaryota; Fungi; Ascomycota; Dothideomycetes; Mycosphaerellales; Mycosphaerellaceae. The record is from RefSeq and is a predicted model, not a curated record. Bases 1 to 423 code for a protein of 140 amino acids.